Meleagris gallopavo (turkey) is the source of this 612-nucleotide messenger RNA. RefSeq names its product C-C motif chemokine 3. The record is from RefSeq and is a predicted model, not a curated record. Gene Ontology annotation, molecular function: chemokine activity. NCBI's taxonomy places the organism in Eukaryota, Metazoa, Chordata, Aves, Galliformes, Phasianidae. Gene Ontology annotation, biological process: immune response. Gene Ontology annotation, cellular component: extracellular region.
AAACAAGUGGUUCUUCCCCUGGGGAGAGUCCAGAGCUGUCAUGGAAAUCCUGGCCUGGGGCUAUAUAAUGCUGAGGUACAAGCAGGUAGCACUCAGCAGCACCAAACCAGCAAGUGCUAUUGGUUCCUGGAGCUGACAACCACCAAGAUUAGACAUGAAGAUCUUCUCCUUGGCCAUGGUCACUCUGCUGCUCGCUGCUGUCUGCACUGAGAGCUGGGGCAAGUCCUUCCGCAGUUCCUACAGCUCCUGCUGCUACAAGAACAUGUUCAUCCGGAGGGAAAUCAACACCUCGCUCAUCCGCAGCUAUCAGGAAACACCUCCAAACUGCUCCCGCAGAGCCAUUAUCGUGGAGCUGAAGAAGGGGAAGAAGUUCUGCGUGGACCCUGCAGAGGGCUGGUUCCAGCAGUACCUGCAGGGAAAGAAGCUGAGCAACACCUCAACGUGAGCUGCCACCAACACCAGCUCCAUUUCUAUGUACCCUGCCAUGACCUGUCAGAGCCUGUAAUGUCUCAUUAACUUAUGGAGCCAGCUCUGCCUUGUCCCCAUCUGUCCCACUUCACACUACUGUACAGCUCUGCUGAGAUUUAAUAAAGCUACUUGUUCUGACCUGCA